Molecule: messenger RNA, 2936 nt
Organism: Mytilus trossulus (common blue mussel)
Lineage: Eukaryota; Metazoa; Mollusca; Bivalvia; Mytilida; Mytilidae
Exons: 3
Coding region: 57-2936 (959 amino acids)
Molecular function (GO): protein binding
Source: RefSeq, a predicted model, not a curated record
CUUCGAAACCAUGUGAAGAAUAACGAUCUCCAGGCAUUUCAUAUUUUCUUCUUAUCAUGGCAACGGCUACCUGCUCGUCGAUCGUCGAUACAGCAUCUACAUUCACAAACUAUGCACGAUUAGGGCUCGCCACUCAAAAUGAGCUCCCAAACAUACUCCGAAAACUCCUACUAAUCAAAGAACCGCCGCAUCUUUUAGAAGCACAUCUGAAUAAUAACAGCUUCUUAUCAAGGAACCUGAGAGCACAUGAAUGGAACAUUAUCACAACUGUUCGUACAAACCAGUAUGAUGAAUUUGAUGUGCCACUUAUGUACAAGAUAAUACGAAAUCUAAAAUUGGUUCCAAUGCCAACACAAGGAUGGGAUAAUCAAACGCCACCAUUAGCAACUGAGAUAACAGUAGGUGAUGAUAUAGAAAGAAUCAGGCGAUUAAGAAAUGAGAUUGUACACAGAGGAAAUACGAAUGUUCAUGACCAUGAACUGGCAAAUUAUUUUUCUUCCUUUAAAGAUAUAGCGAGAAGACUUGAGGUAACCCUCAUGUUGUCGAACAGAGAAUUCGUGUCCAAAAUAGAGAAUGUAGAAACGUGCUGCAUAGACGAAGAUACAGAGCAACACUACAUUAAACGACUGAGAGAGUUAGAAAAAUACGAGACAGAAUUGACAAUGGAUUUUGCAGAGGUUCGCAAAGAUCUUGUUUGUCUACGUUCACAAAUGACUGGUCAAGUUUCGAAACUUCAAUUGAAAAUGUACAAUGUAACAGCAGAACAAGAGGAAGUAAUCCCAAAGCAUAUUCGAGAUCAAAUUGAAAAAGAAAUAGAAAAAUGGAAACAAGAUGAUAUAAAAUUUGUACCUACUAACGCUUCCAAAUUUGUGAUGAGUCGUUUAGAAGACGAAAACUGUGUAACUGUUGUUGGCAGUCCAGGAGUGGGGAAAACAGCUGUUACAAGACAUGUAGCUUUACAGAUGGAAGGGAUGGGAUAUCAGGUCAUUCCUAUAACGGUUCCGACAGAUAUAAGAAACUUUUAUCAGCCUGGGCGUCAAACUGUGUUUGUUAUUGAUGAUAUGUGUGGUAAUUUUACUGCUAAUAAACAGCUGAUUGACAACUGGAAACAGUUACUAGAUGUUGUUGAUAACAUAGUAUUAGAUAAUUGUAAAAUUAUUAUAUCAUGUAGAUCACAAGUAUACAAGGAUAACAAAUUUUGUGUUUUAGCCCAAUUCAGAUCAUGUGAAUGUAAUUUAAUUUCAAAAGAUUUACUGUUAUCAAAGGAUGAGAGAAUACAAAUAGCCAAAGCUCAUUUAGGUAAACAUGGAAAUGAUAUACCAGAAGCUAUGUUGUUGCAAUAUGAUUGUUUCCCUCUGUUAUGCUUUCUGUAUAGUCGACAAGACAACCGGGACAUCCAGAAGUUCUUUAAAAACCCUUUCGUGGUAUAUGAAAAAGAGCUGAGCAGCCUUUGGAAUGAAGGAGAAGUUGGUCAGUGCAAGAUUUGUGGACUAGCACUUUGUGUUAUUUAUAAUAACAAAUUUGAUGAGAAAUACAUGAUAAAUAUGGAACCUGAUGUACGUGUUAUAAUAGAUGACGUGUGUGAAGCAUGUGGAAUUAAUAGAGGAACAUCAGGGAUUAAGAUAAAGGAAGAGCUGGAUACACUCGUAGGUACAUAUCUUAAGAAGGAAAACAAUGUUUAUAUAGCAAUUCAUGAUAAGCUAUUUGAUUUUCUGGUAUAUUUCUAUGGAACAAAGAUGUUAGACUGCCUUAUUAAACAUGCAAUGGUUGAUAUUAUUACCGAACGUUUUCACUGGAACAAGUUACGUGAGAAAGACGAGACAGAUGCAAAUGAGUUUAUAAACAUAAUUCCAGAUGAUAAAUUAACCUUGUAUGUAAACAGACUUAUAUUUGACUGGUCCCAUGGGCAAUUUAUAGAUAUGUUCCAUAAUAAUUACAAUAUGAAAAAUGAACAAUUCAGGGACUUACUCCUUACUCAGUUAUUGCAUCUCGAUAAAGCUGAACAAUCAAAACUUGCCUGCUUAACAAUGAUAAAUGAAAAAGGUCUUGUAUUCGGUUCUUUUGAAGCCUGUUGUUGGGCAGGAUAUGAUAAUAUGUUACCAUGGUUUGUUGAUCAAGGUGUUGACAUAAAUCAAUGUCGUACUACUUCCAUAACUCCACUGGUUUUCGCGUGCAUUGACAAUAAAAUAAAAGUAAUAAAUACAUUAUUAAAUUUUGGGGCAGAUAUUAACAAGCAUAGUUUGCUUGGAGUUACACCUCUUCAUCUGUCAUGUGAGUCCGAGGCCGACCCAGCUGUCAUGGAUUUAUUGCUGAAAAACAAACCUUGCAUGAACAAACGAAUAUAUGAUGGUUCAACUCCAUUACUUCAUGCAUUAUUUGAAAACAACAGAGAAGCAGUAAAACUACUUCUUUUUCAUUCUGCUGAUUGUAAUAUUGGUUUAUAUGAUAGUCAGACAAUGAAAGAUGAAAUAAGGCAAAUCGAUAAAGCAUGGGAUUCUACAAUUGAAGAUGAAUCGAACACAUGGUUGGAAUGGAUUAAAGAGAAUUGUCAAUCUUCCGUUUUUGAUUAUGUUAAUCAAGAACCAAAGACAGUAAUAAACGUUAUAGGUGGUGCUACUCCGCUUCAUCUGAUGUGUUUUACAAACGAUAUUGGUAUGAUAAGACUAUUAUUAGAGAGAGCCACCGACAUCAACAUACGUACGGAAGACGGUUCAACGCCUCUUUUUGUUGCCUGUCUGUUCGGUUUUAUUGAUAUUGCAACUAUACUUCUUGAACACGGCGCUAACAGAGAUAUUUGCAGAAAUGAUGGAACAAGUCCAUUAGAUAUUGCGAAACAAAAUAACGAUAUCGAUAUCAUUUCCUUGUUGGAAAAUCCUAUAUGGAAAUCGACUAACAGCGACAAAAAAAAGACAAAGAAAAAAUGUACUGUAUUGUAA